Molecule: messenger RNA, 3654 nt
Organism: Egretta garzetta (little egret)
Lineage: Eukaryota; Metazoa; Chordata; Aves; Pelecaniformes; Ardeidae
Gene: CNTN5
Product: contactin 5
Exons: 24
Coding region: 1-3654 (1217 amino acids)
Molecular function (GO): protein binding
Source: RefSeq, a predicted model, not a curated record
AUGGAGACCAGGAAGGGCAACACCUGUAUAAGAUGUGACCAAGUGGACUACCUACUCUGCCUGGUGGCAGAGCUAAUAGAAGAGGUAGAUGGGCUACGGAGCAUCAGGGAGGUGGAGCAGGAAAUAGACUGGUGGAGCCGCACCCUGUCCUCCCGGAUAUCUAUGCAGGAGCAGCCACCAAAAAAGGCCCGGGAUCAAAGGGAACUAGCAUCCCCCCCCUGUCAGGAUGAUGGAAGGGCCUCAGUGGAAAGCAGUGAGUGGAAACUGGUCUGCAGUCGGGGCAGGUGGAGAACCCUUUCUUUGCCCAGUGCUUCUCCCCAGGUGCCUCUGCGAAACAGGUAUGAGGCUCUAGAGGUGGAAGUGAAGGCGGUGGACGGGACCUUGUUCUUUGUUGAUCUUCAGCUGCAUGAAUAUUCAGAAGCUGUUCCUGGUGUCCCCACUUCAUAUGCUGCUAUCCUAAGAAUCAAAUCUGGUACUUCAUCUUUAGCCUCAUUUAAUUCAAAGAACAGACCACGACUGAGCAGUCCUUCAUCAGGAAGUGUAUCUUCACCAGGCUGGAGAGGAGCUGCACAACAUUAUCACUCCCCAACAAACCUCUACCACUUUUCAGAGGCCUUCAAACAUGAUGAAAGUGUUGAUUAUGGGCCGGUGUUUGUACAAGAGCCAGAUGAUGUGAUUUUUCCAACUGAUUCUGAAGAGAAGAAAGUGUCUCUGAAUUGUCAAGCUCGUGGAAAUCCAACUCCAACAUACAGAUGGCUUCAAAAUGGAACUGAAAUCGACAUUGAAAGUGAUUAUCGCUUCAGUUUAAUAGAAGGAAGUUUGAUCAUCAACAACCCCAGCGAAAUGAAGGAUUCUGGACAGUAUCAGUGUUUAACCACCAACAUGUUUGGCAGUAUUUUAAGCAGAGAGGCUGUUCUUCAGUUUGCAUAUCUGGGGAAUUUUAGCGGUCGGACAAGAAGUGCUGUCUCUGUACGUGAAGGUCAAGGAGUUGUUCUGAUGUGCUCCCCUCCACUUCAUUCACCAGAGAUCAUCUAUAGCUGGGUAUUUAAUGAAUUCCCAUCUUUUGUGGCAGAAGACAGCAGACGCUUCAUCUCUCAAGAGACAGGCAAUCUCUACAUCUCCAAGGUGCAAACUUCUGAUGUCGGCAGCUACAUAUGCCUGGUAAAAAACACAGUGACAAAUGCCAGAGUUUUGAGUCCUCCUACACCUCUGACACUGAGAAAUGAUGGUGUGAUGGGGGAAUAUGAGCCAAAAAUUGAAGUGCAUUUUCCUUACACAGUUACAGCUGCGAGGGGAACUACUGUUAAGAUGGAGUGUUUUGCACUUGGCAACCCUGUUCCAACAAUCUCUUGGAGGAAAGUUAAUGGUCAUAAUCCAAGUAAAGCCCGGCUGAGAAAAUCCCAAGCUGUGCUUGAAAUACCUAAUGUGCAGCUAGAGGAUGCGGGGAUGUACGAAUGUAAGGCUGAAAACUCUCGUGGAAGAAAUGUCUUCAGAGGACAACUACAGGUGUACACCUACCCACAUUGGGUGGAGAAACUUAAUGAUACUCAAUUAGACAGUGGAGAUCAGCUCCGAUGGGAAUGUAAAGCCACUGGAAAGCCAAAGCCCACGUAUCGUUGGCUGAAAAAUGGAGUUCCUGUCUGGCCACAGAGCAGGAUUGAGAUGGUUAAUGGUGUUCUGAUGAUCCACAGUGUGAAUGUCUCAGAUGCUGGAAUGUAUCAGUGCUUAGCAGAAAAUAAAUAUGGCACCAUUUAUGCCAGUGCUGAGCUGAAGAUUUUAGCUUCAGCUCCCACUUUCCCACUAAAUCAAAUGAGGAAAACAAUAAUUAUUACGAAAGGCCAAGAAGUUGUCAUUGAGUGCAAGCCACAAGCCUCUCCAAAGCCAACUAUCACUUGGAAGAAAGGAGACAAAGUGUUACGGGAGAAUAAGAGGAUAACUAUUCUUCCACAUGGAAGCCUGCGAAUCCUGAAUGCUUCCAAGUCUGAUGAAGGACGGUACUUAUGCCAAGGUGUAAAUGUAUUUGGAUCUGCAGAAAUCAUUGCAUCAGUAUCUGUUAAAGAACCUACAAGAAUAGAGCUGACUCCCAAGAAGAUAGAGUUAACAGUUGGAGAAAGCAUUGUCCUCAGUUGCAAAGCCCUUCAUGACAGCACACUGGAUGUCACUUUCUAUUGGACACUCAAUGGACAGCCAAUUGACUUUGAAAAAGAAGGCGGACACUUUGAAAGCAUCAAGGCACAAGCAUCCUCUGCAGAUUUAAUGAUCAGGAACAUCCUCCUGAUGCAUGCCGGGAGAUACGGCUGCAGGGUUCAGACCGCAGCGGACACCGUGUCAGAUGAGACGGAGCUGCUUGUCAGGGGUCCUCCUGGUCCCCCAGGGGUUGUAAUAGUGGAGGAAAUUACAGACACCACAGCAACACUCUCCUGGAGUCCUGGGGCAGACAAUCACAGCCCUAUUUCCCUCUACAACCUGCAAGCACGCAGUCCAUUUUCUCUUGGCUGGCAGACCGUAAAAACAGUUCCAGAUGUGAUAAGUGGUGACAUGGAGUCUGCUAUGGCUGUGGAACUGAACCCUUGGGUGGAGUAUGAGUUCAGAGUAGUAGCAACCAACAAAAUUGGGACUGGAGACCCAAGUGCACCAUCACGAGUGAUCAGAACCAACGAAGCAGUUCCAAAGACACCUCCAGCUAAUGUAAGUGGCAGAAGUGGAAGGCGACAUGAAUUAGUAAUAGCAUGGGAGCCAGUGUCAGAAGAAUUUCAAAAUGGAGAAGGAUUUGGAUAUAUUGUAGCCUUCAGACCCAAUGGAACACGUGGCUGGAAGGAAAAAAUGGUGACAUCUUCAGAUGCCUCAAAGUUCAUCUACAGAGAUGAAAGUGUGCCACCUCUGACUCCUUUUGAGGUGAAAGUUGGUGUUUACAACAACAAAGGAGAUGGUCCUUUCAGCCCUAUUGUGGUCAUCUGCUCAGCUGAAGGAGAACCAACCGCUGCUCCCAUCGAUGUCAAAGCUACAAGUUUGUCUGUAUCAGAGAUUCUUGUUGCGUGGAAACAUAUUAAAGAAAGUCUAGGAAGACCACAGGGAUUUGAGGUUGGUUACUGGAAGGAUAUGGAGCAGGAAGAAGCAGCAGAAAAGGUCAAAACUGAGGGAAAUGAGUCAUCCAUCCUCCUGACAGGAUUAGAAGGAAACACAUUAUAUCACCUAACGGUGAGGGCAUACAACGCUGCAGGGUAUGGACCACCUAGCGCUGCUGUGCGUGCAGCAACCAAGAAGUCCCCUCCAAGCCAAGCACCAAGCAAUAUUAUGUGGAUACAGGACGGCUCUCAUGUGUCUCUUGGGUGGGAGCCAGUCAGACCUCUAGCUAAUGAAUCUGAUGUAAUGGGAUACAAGGUAUUAUUUAGGCAAGAAGGCCAGAGCAACAGUCAAGUUAUAGAAACACAGAAAACCUCUGCGGUCGUACUUCUUCCUGAUGUUGGUGUCUACAUCAUUGAGGUCUGUGCAGUCAGUGAAGGAGGGGAUGGGACUACGAGUCCCCAGAUCAGAGUUCCAUCUUUUUCAGGAGGGAAAGUAACAAGUGCUCAAUCCACCUUACAUAUGUUGUCCACUUCCUCAUCCUCUGUAACGUUGCUUUUGGCACUGAUGGUUCCUUCAACCUCAUGGUGA